AUGUCUUCUAACAGUGUAUCUCACCGCAGAGCCCAUAACCUGCUUCUCAUAUCCAAGCUACUCAAUCUCCGAGAAGGCGCUGCGCCGUUAACCCUCGUUCAAGACUCACUGGAGCAAUCAGCUGCGCCGCUGUUGAAGGAGUAUAUUCGACGGACUAAACUAUCCAAAGGUCAUAUAACUUUCGUCUCGUUUGAUACGUUGACUCGCCCCGCUGGCGUUGAUUCGUUUAUAACCACCACUGGAAAGGCAUACGAGCAGAUCGCAAAGGAAGUGGUUGCGUCAUAUCCAUCCUAUCAGUCGUCGGAGAACCAAAAUAUCACUCCCAAAAGAUGUCUCGUCAUAAUCGACUCAGUCCACCCGCUGCUUUCACCUCGAGCUGGCGCAGACCCAGUCUACCUGCCUGAAUAUUUGAGCUCGGUGCUGGGGCCCCCUUCGCCGCACAUGCAGGUCUCACUUGUCCUGGUUCAUCAUCGUCACAUACCCCCUUCGCCCAGCUUGAACCAGUAUGCGCCAUCUCCACUAUCGCUCUUGAGCUACCUUGCUACCACAAUAAUCACAAUCCAUUCGGUUUCACAGAUGCUUGCUCGCAGGGCAGCUCUGGACAGGAGUUUGGCGCCGCCAGUAUUUGGGCUGGAAGAAGAAGUUGACGGGGUUCUGAUUGGAAGAGUAAAUCAAAGCUCCAAGGGUGAGCGUCAAGACGGAAUCGUGGUGGAAAUGGAGCAUAGACGGAAGAGCGGGCGAGGCAUAGUCGAGUGGUACUUUUUACCUCACGCAUCCAAAUAUCCCGCCAAGCAAGCUACGGAGGUGGUGAUUUUGUUAGACGACCACCCGCUGUUUAAGCGAAAAGACGUUGAAGUGAACGAGGAUUCUUGGGAGCCUGAAUCGACAUUUGAACUUGGGUUAACGGAGAGACAGCGGAAAGACAGAGAUAACGUAGUGCUGCCUUAUUUCGACGCCCAGAAAUGCGACGGCCCUGGAGAAGGUGGACGUAUCCUCUAUGACAUGGGCGAGGAAGACGAUUUCGAUGAGGAAGAAGACGAUAUCUGA
Microsporum canis CBS 113480 is the source of this 1047-nucleotide messenger RNA. RefSeq lists its product as hypothetical. Gene Ontology annotation, cellular component: nucleus; elongator holoenzyme complex; cytosol. Gene Ontology annotation, biological process: tRNA wobble uridine modification. Gene Ontology annotation, molecular function: tRNA binding. The transcript is spliced from 3 exons. Lineage: Eukaryota; Fungi; Ascomycota; Eurotiomycetes; Onygenales; Arthrodermataceae. The record is from RefSeq and is a predicted model, not a curated record. The coding region runs from base 1 to 1047 and encodes 348 amino acids.